AUGUCAUACUAUUAUAAUAAAUAAUAAGAUUAAGCAUUAUUAUUACCUAAUGGAUACUAAUAAUAAUAAAAUUCUGAUAUUUAAACAAAAUAAACAAAUUAUCAAUAUUUCUUAUAGUAAGCAAUUACAUAAUAAUAAAAAGAGGAUAAUUUUUAAAUAAAAAUCAUCCCCAAAAAUCAUAUAAUUCAUCAUAGAAAUCGAAUCUUCUAAGAUAUACCUGAAAUUAAAGUUAGAUAAGAAUUAUACUAAACAAGAUACAAAUCUACACCAGGUAAAAGAAACUAAAUAUUCAAUUAAGAUUAUAGUAUUGAUUAAACUCAUUAAAAUAUUAUUUAAUAAUAGUAAAUAAGUACAGUUUCAAACAAUAAUAUUAAAUCUUUAAUUUUAUCAGAAAUUGAUACUAUUAAACAAAAGUCUUAACUAUAUUCUAUAACAUAUUCAGAAUUAUUAUAAAAAGUAUAACAUAAUAUCAAAUUAGUUAAUUUAAAUUUUUGAGAGUAAAAAAGAGUAUUAAAAUUUGUAAAUGGAUCCUGAAUUCAAUAAUAUUUUAUUUAAAAUACGAACAUUUUAAGGUCUUGAUAUUACUAGGAAAAUAUAAAUCGAAAAAAUCAUAAAGGAUAUAGUGAAUUAAGAUGAGAAAUUAUUAUUUUAAGGAUUAGUUAAAGAUAUAAUAUAAAAUGAUUGGAUGUAUUGGAUAGAACCAUUAUAUUUUGAUAUAUAAAAAUAAUAAAUACCAAAAGAACAAUGGAAAUCAUUCAUUGAAAAACAAAAAUAAAUUUAUAAAAUAUGA
Molecule: messenger RNA, 790 nt
Organism: Paramecium primaurelia
Lineage: Eukaryota; Ciliophora; Oligohymenophorea; Peniculida; Parameciidae
Source: the annotation of a GenBank genome assembly